AUGUGCGAAUCAGUGACGCGCCGGCUGCUGGGCAUCUGCUUCCCGCAGCUGAGGUACCUGCUGGGUGGCACACAAGGAGAGUCGUGCUCAAUCCACUUCAUCCACCAAGUGCAGGACGCCUUUCCUCCUUCGGAAGAUAACGCCAUUGAAGCUAUUGAUGAAUUUGCUUUUUUGGAAGGUGCCGGAGCCAUCGGCAGAGAGGACGAGCAAAGGAACCUGUUUGCAGAGAGGGGCUGCUGCAGGAGGCAGAGCCAUUUCCUCCACAUCGGGCAUGAUGUCUCUGGCAGUCCUGUCAGCAUGGAUGUUGGAAAGUGCCGGUCCAGCUGCCUGUCCCAGCGGAUCAACUCCCCUGACCCAGGCCUCCUGGGGCCCUCCAGACACUCCUCCAUGCUCGAUUUCCUUAGAAGCAAGAAGCUGCAGGUCAGGCGCCCCGACUCACCGCUGCGGCCAGGAGCCCCACGCUCCUGUCCUGCAGGUUCCUGCUGCGAGCCUGCCCGUGUGCACGUGGAGCGGCUCCUGCUCUUCGAAGGUGUUCGGGAGGUGGAGGUGGUCGACGGCUGUCACUGCAGCACAUGCCCUGAGGAAUGCCUCCGUCUCCCAGCUCUGAAAACCUUCUUUCCAGACUCUCCCUGGGAGGUCACAAUUGAUGUGGGGAAAUGUUCUGACCCAACCUACAGUGGACUUUUCUGCAUGCCCACAAGGUUCAACACUGCUCUAGUCAAAAACCCACAAGGUGGGGAGGUAGUUCAGACGCUGGAGAACUGUGAAAUGAAGGAAAAAUGCUAUCGCAUUUCCCAGGUGGAAUAUUAUUAUGAAAUUGUGCACAGCUCUGCAGGACACAGGGAAGAGCGGCUCAAGGAAAUUGAUGUGGGAAGGUGCUUGGGCAGCUGCUCCUCGGGGGAUCCCUGCUUGCUUAGGGAGUCACAAGGUGAAGAUAAAUGUCUGGUUUGGGCAGAAGCUGCCCCCAGCCGCUGCGCCCCUCACCGCUAUGACGUACACACGUUCAGGAGCCGCCGAGACCGCGUUCGCACCGUCAUUGCCAUCCAGCAGUGCAAGUGCAGGGGGUAG
Messenger RNA from Haliaeetus leucocephalus (bald eagle), 1068 nucleotides. RefSeq lists its product as uncharacterized. The transcript is spliced from 9 exons. NCBI's taxonomy places the organism in Eukaryota, Metazoa, Chordata, Aves, Accipitriformes, Accipitridae. Bases 1 to 1068 code for a protein of 355 amino acids. The record is from RefSeq and is a predicted model, not a curated record.